Homarus americanus (American lobster) is the source of this 3051-nucleotide messenger RNA. RefSeq lists its product as uncharacterized. NCBI's taxonomy places the organism in Eukaryota, Metazoa, Arthropoda, Malacostraca, Decapoda, Nephropidae. The transcript is spliced from 9 exons. Gene Ontology annotation, molecular function: tRNA (guanine) methyltransferase activity. The record is from RefSeq and is a predicted model, not a curated record. Gene Ontology annotation, biological process: tRNA methylation. The coding region runs from base 577 to 2745 and encodes 722 amino acids.
AACUCAUCACAAUACAUAGGAAAAACCUGUUUUUAAUAUUUAAAUAAAGGCCGGUGUGAUACUAUAAAUUGACCUUAUUUUAUAGUGGACACUGUUUAAAUUUGUGCAAAUGUGAUAAAAAUUGAUAUUUUUAAAAUAUACAUUACUUAACAUUUGUGGGUACGAAGGACAGACCUAACCAACCUAACCAAACAAACCUACCUAACCUUACCUAACAUUCUCACCAGGAGGCUCUGCCCCCCAAACCUUCUGUAUAUUAAACAGAAAGAACUUACUAUAAUAUGGUGAAAUUUGAGGCAUUUUCUGGACAUGAGAUGAUGUGGGCGCAUCAGCACUUAUGCAGCCCGGCGGCUGAGUGAUUUAUUGUGAUAGUGGGAAACGUCGAGCCAUGGCGAUGAGGAAGUGAUGAACAAAUUUAUUUCCGGUCUGAAAGCACAGAAAUUCCCACAGUGUGAACAAUGCAUAAUUAUUGAGUUAUGAUCCUAUAUUAUCAAUCUUGACCUCACCAAAGGUGGGCAGAGCUUCAGAGUAGUGGGAAAAUGUGGAAUUAAAAACAUAAAAUUCAUCUAAACCAAGAUGAAGACAAAGUUUUUUGUAACAUGUGGCCGAGGCUUGAGCACCUUCGCUGAGCAAGAGAUUAAUGAGAAGGUUCCCAAGGUGCGUGAUAUCCAGCCUCUAGGAGAAGGCAAGUUGUCAUUCACUAUCCACCAGGCUUCAUCUUGGCCCCUGCCUCAAACUUCUGUUAUUAAUGAAAGUGAACAUCCCCAAAAUAUAAAAGAGAAAUUUUCACCAACUCUUGGUCUCAAUAAACCAGAAGAGGAAGCAGAGUAUAUUAAUGCCAUAGCUCCAGUAUUUAAGCUGAAGUUAGUGGAAAGAAUCUUCAUGUUGCUGCACUGUGAACACACUGAUGAUCCUGGUCGGUGCAGUGAAGGUAAAGAUGUUAAUAAUGUCUCAAAUCCAAAGGAAGCAUUUAACCAAGAGACAGCAAGAGUCAAAAAGGAGAAACUUUACUCUGAAGACAUAUGCUGUGAGAGUUUACAAAGUUCUAAGGAAACAUCAAGUUGUGAGAAUACCUUAAGAAAAUGCACAGUACCAUCAGAGAAGAACAUUGCACCUGAGAGUGUUUUAAAUGACUGUGAGAAGAAAUUGAUGAACAUCAUGAACAAUACUGAAUGGGCAGAUGUAGCACAUAGAGUCCAAGUGUUGAGGGUCUACCAUGACCACUUUGCUGGGUGCCGUGUGCUCUGUCACAACCCUGACACAUGUCCAGGGUCUGUUAACAGGAAAAUUGAUAAACAUCAGUUACAGCAGAAGCGUAAAGCCACAUUUCUGUCCUCUGGUUUAACCAAAUAUUGUCAACAUAAAAACAGGAAAAGGAGAUACCUAACUGUAGGUCCUACAGAAAAAUAUUUUCACGGAAAAGAUUUUAAACGUAAAAAAAUAAUUUCUAAUGAAGGAUUAAAUGUUCAUGGUUAUAUUAAGAAAGAAGGUUCAGUCAAUCAAAUUUCAAGAGACCAUUAUCCCUUUAUUCCCAAAAAUAAUGAAAUUAGGAAUGGAGAUGGACUGUUACUUGAUCCAUCUAAAGCUGGUGAUGAAAAACUUCUUGGUUGUAACACAGCAUUGCUAAAUGAACAAGCUUCAUCGGUAUGUACUGCACCAGUUAAAAAUGCUAAACUUCAGGUUACUGAUUUAUGUAGAACUGUUCCAUCAUGUGACAAUGAAAAAUUAUCAUUUAAGAUCACCUCAGAAAGUACAGCGAUGGUGCUAGUGGAAAACGCUGAGACAUUCCCAGUAAAUGAAGCAAGCUUAGCCAAAACCAGAACAGUAUUUGAAAAGAGAGAAGUGGUGCUUAGUAGUGAUGUAGCAAGUAUUUUCAUAUCCCCAAAUAUACCAGAUGAAGGGAUAAGGCAGCAGUGUAGUGUAAAUCAGCACAAAAAAGCAAACAGUAAUGAACAAUCAGUGAGCUUCAGAGUGUCAUGCAGAGUCUCUGGUCUUCACAAGAAUGUACUAACAACUGACUGGCUCACUCAGAAGUUUGUACAGCACUUAAGUCAAGUGAUGGAUGCAUGGGUAACUAAUUGGCAAGAACCUACGAUGGAUAUCUAUGUGAAUGUUACUGAUUCACAUUUUAUUGUAGGUGUAGCACUGGCCCCGAAGCCUCUUUCUCUGCGACGUUAUAUUCCACACAUCACUCUACGAUCUACUGUCUGCAACCUGAUGGCCAGGCUGUCCCAGAUACUUCCUGGUUGUGUGCUCUUAGACCCAAUGUGUGGUGGAGGAACCAUUUUGCUGGAGGCUGUUACAGACUUUAAGGUUAGUCAUGUUAUUGCAAGUGACAUGAGCAUAAACCAGCUUGAGGUAGCCAGAUGUAAUCUUAACAGUCUGCACACCCCCGUCAGUCUCUUACAAGCUCCUGCUACUGCACUGCCCCUGCAUGAUGCAUCUAUCAAUGUUGUGCUGUGUGAUUUCCCAUUUGGUAAAAAAUACAAGUUGACAGCUGACAACACACAGUUGCUGAGAGGGGUUCUACUAGAAUGUCAAAGAGUGUUGAUAUGUGGCGGACGAGCAGUGUUUCUUCUGUCCAGGCAGCAGCAGCAGCUUCUCCUCCAUCUGGUAUCUUCCACAGACUCUUGUGAGCAACCCCAAGAGAUCUUGCUGAAAGUGGAGGGUGUUCACUGGGUGUCUCUCGGUGAAACUUGUGCCUGUGUUGCAGUUCUCUCAAAGGGUGAAGAUCCUCGCCUCUGAAACCUCUUCUUCAUUCCCCCUCUGCCUCCCUCUUCUCCAACUGUUUCCUUUCCUUUGUUACUGUCCCUCUCUUCACCGCUUCCUGUUACCUCUUUUCUUCCCCAUGUUCCAUAUCUUCUUCCUGUCCUCUUCUCUCUCUUCACUGAACAUCCAUCAUUCUCAUCUAUUCCUUUGUCUCUCCCUUCAUAUCAUCUACUGUAUACUGUUCUUUCUCCCCUUCCUUCCUUUUCCAUUUUUAUUCAAACAUUAUCAUAACCAUUGUUCAAGUCUGUAUAAUUUAUUAAUAAAAAUUAUUUUCAAAUACAG